Amoebophrya sp. A25 is the source of this 3754-nucleotide messenger RNA. The record is from the annotation of a GenBank genome assembly. Lineage: Eukaryota; Dinophyceae; Syndiniales; Amoebophryaceae.
CAUAUACCAUUCAUCUAGACGAAGCAAAAAAAAAUGGAUGGAGUUCGUAAAAAAUGCCGAUGGUGCCAGAGGUUACUUCAUCCGAGAGGACUUUUCAUGCAUGAACUCUAUUGCAAGAUGAAACCUGACUCGGAGAAGAACAAAGAGAAGAAGAGCGGUAAGAAUGAUUAGGAAUCUCAAAAGGAGAGUAGGUAACAAUCUUUAAACGGCGAUGGUUUAUCAGUAUCUUAAUCACUUACGUCCUGGUAGUGUUGUAAUUAAAUGGUAGCAUUUAAUUACUCACUAAGCCACUGACACAGGGCGGACGCGUUUUCGCGUCGCGGUCCUGGAGAAGGAGAGGCAUGGGCAAGGGUAAUGCUCUGGCAUGAGCUUCCGCCAGUGUGCAACGAUCUGCCUCCAAGGAGGCAGCCUCGUCCAUGGCGUGGGAUUUUCCUUAGGCAGAGGCUAAUUUUUAAACGCCGGGCAAGGGUACCCUUGCCCGGCGUUUAAGCUUCUAGCCCCACUAGAAACCGCGCACACGUUCGCGGUUUUUUCUUUUCUCCCGUUUAUUAAAUUUUUUAAUUUGUUAACAUUUUUGGAAUUUCUAGAGCCGUGAAGCCUCUAAUUGGAAAGGCUUCAACCUUCGCAAAUUUUAAGCACAUCGCUGCAAAAAAUGGCAAAAAUGUAAAUUUUUAGAAAGUGACCAGCCACCCCAGCCACCAAGGAAAAAAAAAGGUGGCGAAGGCAAUCCCCACUGGUGUGAUUUUUUUCGCCGUGCAGCCACCCCCAUCCAAAAAAAAAAAGAAGGACCUUCUUAAUUUUUUUGGCUGGGGGUGGCUGCACGGCGAAAAAAAUCACAUCAGUGGGGAUUGCCUUCGCCACGUUUUUUUUUUAUUUUGGAGCAGGUGGCGAGAAAAAUACAAAAUCAUCAAAUUUGUGAGUUUUUUUUUCUUAAUCAGCACUGGUAAAAAUUCCCCAGGGUGCUGAUUUCCAGUUAAAAAGAUGCCAAAAAGUUGCUAAAUUGUUUCUUUUUUUUCUAUUCUGCACUGGUAAAAAUUCGCAGGCUGCUGAUUUCCAGUUGAAAAGAUGCCAAAAAGUUGCUAAAUUGCUUCUCUUUUUUCUAAUCGCCACUGGUAAAAAUUCGCAGGCUGCCGAUUUCCAGUUGAAAAGAUGCCAAAAAGUUGCUAAAUUUCUUCUUUUUUUUCUAAUCGGCACUGAUAAAAAUUCGCAGGGUGCUGAUUUCGAGUUAAAAAGAUGCCCACGAUUGCCCUCCCUUCAUUGUCGCUGUUUUAUAUUCGAGCUCUCACUUACGUACAUGGCUGCCUCCUGGUCUUCAUCGUUUUCGGAUGCGAACCGUUUCCCAUUACACUGGUAGCAAUGUGGAUUAUGCUGUGCAGAAUUUAUGAUAGGAUUCAGAGCCUUGCGCAUUUGUUAGCUAUACUAUUGCCGGCCCUGCUAAAGUAUACGCGCACAAUAUUCCCAGCCCUCAGCUGCCGCGUGCGUGCGUUUUCGCCUAAUUUUAGUAGGAUGAGGCUAGUGGCUCCCUUCCCAUCCACCCGCGGCCACUGCGUGCCAUCUGUGGAGUUAUCUCAGCCCAUGCCUGGCGCUUCAUUCAGCUGCCGCGUGCCUGCGUUUUCGCCUCGUUUCAGUAGGAUGGAGCUAGUGGCUCCCUUCCCAUCCACUCGCGGCCCCUGCGUCGCCUUUGUGGAAUUUCCUCAGCCUAUGCAUUGCGCUUCAUGUUGGUCCACCAUGCCGGAGCUUGCCACUGGUGUCGCUUACAUAACCGCGACCACUGUCGACGAACAUCCUCAACAACGAGACGGCUGAGAUCUACUGGCUUGAUCUCGGAUCUCCUGCGUGACGUACUUCCCGGAUCCAAUUACAAGCCAGGCGCUGCGAAUAAAGUCCACCAGGACCGGACAACGAACGCCGAAACACCUGCGCCACGUCGCCGCGUUAGCGGUUUCCUCUCAUUUCCUGGCGUGGUGAGGCUUUACACCGAGCCGCUUCGAUGAUGCAGCGGGAUGAUCUGCGAGGGAUUACACGGAAGCCGCGAGCAGAUCAACAAAGCACUGGCAGAUCUCGCGCGUCGGAUGAGGCUAGACGGUGCCAGACUGUUCGAGGUUCGUCCAUGGAGCCCCUGCGUCCGGUACGUCACUGCCCACGAGUUAGCAUUGUGCUGCGCCAGAGCCUUCAGCCUAUUCAGAUUCUCACAAUAGUGGGGAGGAGGCUCCGCAUCAUUCAAGUGGGCGAGAGGGGUACUCUUCGGGCUUAGUCCACCCGAAGAUAAAAGCUCGAAAAGAUGGACCACGCCGAGAAGACGAAACCAAUGGGCUGACUCCUGUGCUCGUCCCGCUGGUUUCUAUUCUCGUAGCCAAUUUCUUGAGGUUAGGGCUACAACGACACCACUGACGGCCAAAGAUUGCCGUCCGCGCCAGUGUUCGUCACUUCGAGCUGCCUCAUCUGCUGGCCCUGAUAGCCUAGCUCGCCCAUUAUCUAGCAUAUCUUCAGCGCGUCACUCUCUUACUUCGCUGUAUUCCUUUCAUCUUCUAAUUCUCAUCUACCACGUGGAAAAUGUUGGCUUUUCAUUUUGAAGAAGCUCACCUCCGGGAUCCAGACAACUUAUGUUUGUUUUUUCGCUCACCAUUCGAUAAACCAUCGCCAUGUAUUUAGCUUGACUUCUUCGCGCAUGUUUUUUCAACUAAGAACCUGAAGCAGACACUUCGCAACCACACGAAAACUUUUCUGCGACUUAUUGGAGAAAACGUUAUUGGGCCAGUCGUAAAACAUACGAGGAGCAAAUAGAAACACUUCAAGGAGAAUUGGGAGAAGCUCUACAUCAUCUUCAAUAUGUUGAAAAUUCUGCCACUGAUGUCAAUGGCGAUCUUCGAUCUGAUUUGGACAGCACCCGAGGAAAACUUGAAGCUGCUUCUGCUUCUCUAAGAUCCAUGCAGCACCACGCAGAUUAUACCUCGGAACUACUCACAACUCAGCAGUUUGCUCAUGAAGAAAGCCAAAAGAAUUGGCUACAACAUCACCAGAAGAAACAGACCGAAUGUCAAAUAAUACUUGAACAAAACGAGCAGCUCAAAAAAGAACUACUAACUAAAAACAAACAAGUCUACUACUCCAAACAAGUUCUUCUCGUCUUGGCAAUCUGCUAUGGUGCACUCCUCUCCAUUUUCCUUUUUGGUAUAACAUUAUUAUUCUUAUGAGCCAAUGUAUCGUAUGUCAUUCUCUCAGAAAUACAAAUGCACUAAUAACUAUCAUGUUUAUACAUGCUUAGGUACUCCAGCUACCGGAGUUGUACCGGAUGCGACUUCGUCUUCUUCGAAAGCUCCCCCUGUCCCGAUUAUCGGAGCUUCUGCUGUCCGUGAUGAUGCUGGUGGAUCGAAAACACAUGGAAAAGACAUCUUACGCGAUGAAGAAUUCCACAUGGACGAAGAACUUGACGAUGGUAAUACGAAAAUCUUCGUGAAUGGAAAAAAGCCAUCUGGACAGGGAGAAAUCAUCGACUUAACUCGUGAUGAGGAUGAUGAACCUCAUGCGAAGGCAACAAGCUCUGGACCAGGUCCUUUAUUUUUGUACUAUGAAGUGGCAGCAUGUAUUCUUUUUCUAUACAUACCAUCCAUCCUUAUCGAAUAUGGAACAAUGUAUCAUCUUUUCAGAAAAUUUCAAUACCAAAUAUAUCACAGGACCUUCCUCAAAGCGAGCACGCGCAACUACGUCAUCUUCCACCGAUUCCAAAAAAAAAAAAUCGAAAGCCAGUACAAAU